This is a messenger RNA of Tauraco erythrolophus (red-crested turaco), 207 nucleotides long. The record is from RefSeq and is a predicted model, not a curated record. Lineage: Eukaryota; Metazoa; Chordata; Aves; Musophagiformes; Musophagidae.
CUGCGCUGCGAGACCCUCUCGGUGCCGCGGCGGAUCAGCGCCCUGCAGCUCUGGGAGGAGAUCGUCAAGGUCCACCCCAGGCUUGCUGUCAUCCGGGAUCAAGUGGUUUUUGCUGUUCGGCAGGAGUACGUGCUUCUUGGAGAUCAGCUCCUGGUCCUGCAGCCCGGAGACGAGAUUGCCAUCAUCCCACCCAUUAGUGGAGGCUGA